Molecule: messenger RNA, 2528 nt
Organism: Miniopterus natalensis
Lineage: Eukaryota; Metazoa; Chordata; Mammalia; Chiroptera; Miniopteridae
Gene: CSDC2
Product: cold shock domain containing C2
Biological process (GO): regulation of mRNA stability
Cellular component (GO): cytoplasm
Molecular function (GO): mRNA 3'-UTR binding
Source: RefSeq, a predicted model, not a curated record
CACGCACGCACACGCUCCUACACACCGCACAUCUCUCAGCCCAGCCCCUGCGCCCAGCGCCCAGCGCCCAGGGCCCGGGCGAGGCGGAGUGUGAAACCCGCUGCAGGAGGCAGUUCCCGACCUCAGCUGCCAGGGAGAGACGGAGCCUGUGGCUGGUGAGGCCGCUGAGCAGGGCCAGGCCGGGCCCUGCCCACGAGGACGCCUAAGCCCUUCACCGGCCCCCAUGCCCAGGAGCCCACCAGGCUCUCCUGCUGGCCCCGCCAUGACUUCGGAGCCCACAUCCUCCCCGGUCGUGCCCCCCCUCCACUCCCCCAAGUCCCCGGUCUGGCCCACAUUCCCCUUCCAGCGGGAGGGCAGCAGGGUCUGGGAGCGGGGCGGUGUCUCAUCGCGGGACCUGCCCAGUCCCCUGCCCACCAAACGGACCAGGACGUAUUCAGCGACAGCCCGUGCCUCAGCUGGCCCCGUGUUCAAGGGUGUCUGCAAGCAGUUCUCACGCUCACAAGGCCACGGCUUCAUCACCCCCGAGAAUGGAUCAGAGGACAUCUUUGUGCACGUAUCUGACAUCGAAGGGGAGUACGUCCCAGUGGAGGGUGACGAGGUGACCUACAAGAUGUGCCCCAUUCCGCCCAAGAACCAGAAGUUCCAGGCCGUGGAGGUGGUGCUCACCCAGUUGGCCCCACACACUCCCCAUGAGACGUGGUCCGGCCAGGUUGUGGGCUCCUAGGCUGGGCAGGGAGACCCCAGGGUGGACAGGCAGCAGCCAGCUCCAUGCCCCGGGGCACUGGCUCAGUCCCCUGGGUGGCCCAUGUGCACGUCUGUCUGUCUGUCUGUGCUUGUGGCCAUGCGUGUGUUCCUCUAUCCAGCCCCGUGACCUGUGACUGUUGUGUGAGCUGGACUGAGGGGGAGGCCACCAGAUCUGCCUUCUCUGCUUGUCCACUCUCUCUCUUUCCUCCCUUCCCUACCACACUGGCACAGGACCUCAUCUCAGUGGGGCCCCCUGUCCAUGUGUCCACUAAACCUCCGAGGGCCUGCAUCAGGCCAGGGGCUGAGUCGGGGCACCCCCCGGCCCUAUGGGAACAAGCUUCUCCCCUGCCUCGGCCUGAGGCCCUGGCCUGGGCCCGGGCCAGACUCUGCUUGUGUUACACCCGCCCCUGGGCCAGGGGCUCUUGUGGUGGCCUGGACCCCACCCUCAGAAGCCAGGCCAGUGAGCACUUUGGGGGGCCUCCCAGCCUCUGGCAAGGAAAGAGGGAGAAAGGUGGAGGCCGGAAGGCCCUCUUCGGUGCCAGCCCAGCCUGCCUUCCUCCUGCUCUCUCCGCAUACACUGUACAGGCAGGAAAGGGGCCUGCGGCGGACGGCAGUGGGGGCUCAUUUUGCUGGCCAUCCCUCCUCCUCAGCCUGGCAGUGGCUCUGUGAACCCCAAACUGAGGUCCCAUCUUCUCCCUCGGGCCACGCCGAGUCAUGCUGCCUCCAUUUCUCCAGGAGGCUCGGGUCUGUGGAGGGGUGGAUGCGUCCCCAAGUUUGGAUUUAGGCCUCCCCUUUCCCUGACGCACAAGCUCCACUAACACUCUGCCCAUGUCCAGCACAGUGGCUGCUGAGGACCUGGAGGGGGAUGGACACACGUCCCCUCAGGCAGGCCAGGUGGGGGCACCCACAAGGAUGGCCCUCAGCCUGGGAGCCCACCCCUUGCUGGACCCACUUCCCAAAGCUGUGGGACAACGGCUCCCACUGGCCCGCACCAAGCCAGUGGGUGAGUUAUGGUCCCUAUGUUGUCCAUCCCUUAAGGUGCGUGUUGUGUGCUUGUGUGUGUUGUGUGUGUAUGUGUGUGUGUUCCGUACAUUCACUCUUGGACCGGGUUGGCCUGGCCUGGGAGGCCAGCAAGGAGGGCUUUCCCUCCACCCCCACCCCCUUCCAGAGCGCAUCAUCUGGUGGGGACUGAACUGGGGCUUAUGGGAGGGCCUGCAGGACAGUGACCCUUAGAGACCCAGUCUGUGAGUAAAUGGGCUCAAAUGUCCAAGGUGAGGGGCCAAGGACUGUCUAGGAUUCCCAGCCCUGAAGAUGCCCCAAGACUCCAGGGUAGAGAUCAGCUGGGAUGUGUCCCACCCCUGCCCCCAGUCCCCAUCACAGAGGCUGGGAGCCUAGAGCUGCUGAGAUGUGCUGGCCAGCCACCCAAAAUUGAGAAUGGCCCAGCCUGACACCCCAUUCUGAGCUGGGGCUACUCUGGCCUGAGGCCUUUUCCUUGGGGAACAGGAUCCCUGGCCUCUUUGAUAGGUUUAUUGGCACAGGUUAACUCCUGGAGUCCCUCAAGAUCUCCUCUUCUGUGAGUGGACCCCCUUUUUCAGGCACUGGCAAGGAGGCAGGAUGUGGAGACAUCAGCCCUGGGACCACCUGGGGUGGCAGAGGGGAAGUGGCACUCCUGUCACUCAUGGCCCUGCAGUGUACAGUCACAAGCCCUCCCAAGCCCCCAGCCACCCGGACUCCCCGAUCCUUCCUAACACUGGCAAUAAACCCUCAACUGUGACUCAGCCUAA